Messenger RNA from Ornithodoros turicata, 1956 nucleotides. RefSeq lists its product as uncharacterized. Bases 1 to 1956 code for a protein of 651 amino acids. The transcript has 2 exons. NCBI's taxonomy places the organism in Eukaryota, Metazoa, Arthropoda, Arachnida, Ixodida, Argasidae. The record is from RefSeq and is a predicted model, not a curated record.
AUGGCGCAAGGCAACGCAACCAGCGGCGGGAAGCAAGCAACUGCAUUAACAUUCGGAGCCUUCGAAGAAUUUAUUCCCGGUACGGGUUCUGCUUGGCCUUCAUACCUGGAAAGGUUAGAAUUUUACUUCACCGCCAACGACAUCACUUCAAGCGACAAGAAGCGAGCUGUGCUGUGCACGCAACACACUUCAACCCGAAACCUUCGGUUAUCGUCGGAAAACCUUCGGUUCCAGUUCGGGAAGCGUGACCAGCGGCCUGGGGAAAGUGUUGCCGACUAUGUCGCCGAACUUCGUCGGUUGUCCGAACACUGUGCCUUUGGGUCAACGCUUGACGACAUGCUUAGAGACAGACUUGUCUGUGGACUUCGUGACGAGUCUCUCCAGCGACGACUGUUAGCUGAGUCCAACUUGACCUUCACCUUGGCUCAGGACAAGGCGAUAGUAGCAGAAUAUGCUCUUCGUGAGACCGAUGUUUACAGUCUUCAGAAGGAUGGCGUCGCAGGAGGUGCUAAGCCUAACAGAACGAAGCCGAAACAUGACAGUGCAGGACAGCCAACCAGUGCAUCAACGAAAUGCUUCCGCCGCGGAGGAGUUCACGUACCGGACGACUGUCCGUUUCGACACGCAGUAUGCCAUUACUGCAAACAACGGGGCCACAUCGUGAAAGUUUGCCGGAAGAAAGCUAAGGCGAGACGUUCGCCGACGACGCAAAAAUCUUCAAGCGGGAGACCAGACGGCCACCGUCGUGGUCGAGGAGCCGACGUUUACGGCGUUUUCCAAAUAACAGCUGAAGAACCAGCGGUCCGCGUGUCGGUAGAAGUCAAUGGACAGCCUCUUGAAAUGGAGGUGGACUCGGGAGCAGUUUGCCUUAUGGUCAAUGAGAGGACCUUUCGGCGACUUCGUCUGUCCAAACACAAACUUCAGCUCUGUGAGCUCCGCCUUCGUACGUAUAGCCAACAGGAGUUGAGGGUAUUGGGUUCCGCAACUGUAAAUGCUUGCUACAAGGGUCGUCAAGAGCGACUGCGCGUGGUGGUCGUCAAGGGAGCUGGUGUGAGUCUACUUGGCAGGGAUUGGUUCAAGGCCCUGGGAAUUGAGGUGAAGAUCCAUCGACUGGAUGCCGGUGUCAAGAACCUAGGCUCUUCAACAACGCCGGUGCUGCGUAAAUACGCAAAGGUCUUCCAACCAGGAUUGGGAAAGAGCAAGGGACCGCCAGUAAGGGUAGAAGUGGAACCUACCGCCCAGCCAAAGUUUUACAAGGCAAGACCAGUGCCCUUUGCAUUGUUGCCAAAGGUGGAUGAAGCUUUGGACAAACUUGUUGAACAAGGCAUCCUUGAGCCGGUUAGACAUUCAUCGUGGGCCACACCUAUCGUGCCAGUGGUCAAGAAGAACGGCGCAAUAAGGGUAUGCGGGGACUACAAAAGUUCUGUUAAUCCCGUUGUCCGAUGGGAAACUUAUCCACUGCCCACUCCAGAAGAACUGUUCUCGAAACUUUCUUGUUGUUCGCUGUUUUCAAAGCUUGAUCUGGGUCAAGCGUACCAGCAGCUGACAGUGGAUAAGGAGACUGCCGAUCUGUUAACCAUUACUACGCAUCGUGGACUGUUCCGUGUCACACGUCUACCCUUCGGAGUGGGAGUAGCUGUUGCUAUAUUCCAGCGUUAUAUGGAGGAACUGUUGCAAGGCCUCGAUGGAGUGCAGGUUUACCUUGACGACAUACUGGUAGGCGGCAAGAAUGAGGAAGAACACAACACCCGGCUUGAAGCUGUACUGCGAAGGAUCCUUGAGGAUGGUGUCCGCUUAAACAAGGACAAGUGCCUGUUUGGUGUAAAGGAAGUCAUUUUUUGGGACACAAGAUCAGCGCCGGCGGAAUCCAGCCAACUGAUGACAAAGUUAAGGCUAUCCAUGAAGCACCUGCACCAAAAUGCAAGAAGGAACUACAGGCCUUCCUCGGAGCACUGA